Messenger RNA from Neltuma alba, 3238 nucleotides. RefSeq names its product cryptochrome-1. NCBI's taxonomy places the organism in Eukaryota, Viridiplantae, Streptophyta, Magnoliopsida, Fabales, Fabaceae. Gene Ontology annotation, biological process: circadian regulation of gene expression; entrainment of circadian clock by photoperiod; blue light signaling pathway. Gene Ontology annotation, cellular component: cytoplasm; nucleus. The transcript is spliced from 5 exons. Gene Ontology annotation, molecular function: FAD binding; blue light photoreceptor activity; deoxyribodipyrimidine photo-lyase activity. Bases 869 to 2917 code for a protein of 682 amino acids. The record is from RefSeq and is a predicted model, not a curated record.
GAUGAUUGUUCGGAGAUGUGAUUAUGUGAAUCUGAGCCCAAGUUCCCAGAAGCUUCUGGCUUUGCUGCCAUGGCCUAUGUGGGUAUGCGUCCCCACAUAAUAUGCAUUUGCAUGCAGGAAGAUAAGAUUCGUACAGCACUGAAAGAUGAUCGUAGUUUCCCAGCGCCGGAAUUGGAUGAUAAAACCUUCAAAUUCGGUGGUUCAACGCAACUGUUAAGACUCCAUCAAUACAACACAAAGGUCUGAACUGGUGACUUCUCUGGUGGGGAGGUAAAUGUGUGAAAAUUUCCCCCCCAUCCUGUCAUUUUAGUGAAGAAAACUCAAUGGAUGGGAUUUCUUACGCAAUUUUUUUUCAACAAAAAUCUAUAGAUUAAAAAGUUGUGGCUACAAUUCGCCUGUCAAUUCAUAGCAUCCCCACUAGGCGUUUCCUCUCUUCACUGACUCUGGCUGGCUCCUAGUUCCAUCUCUUUCUCUCUCUUCCCCCACAACCCCCACCCCCCACCGCCCACCCCCCCGGCUUUCAGUAACAAUUAGGGUGUGUGGAAGGACCAAAUUACCAAUUUGUGGGAAAAGAAUUUCAUUCCUCCGGCAAAAAGUGAGAAAUUGAUUAAAUGGGGGGAACUGUUAGAGUUAGAGAAGUGAAGGCAAGUGCCAAAAAUAACCAACCCGAAUAUCAGAUUUGCCUUUUUCUCUCCAUGGCUUAAAAUCUCCAUCAUUAAACAGGAAGAAAAGAUAAGCGUAAUUAUAAUUUCUUGGUAUGUUGGUUCGUCACUCUUGCAGAGAGGGGAAAAUAGCGACACCAUACGUAUUAGCCAAGGAGGAAGGUGUGGAUGAAUAAGGUUGUGAGGUAAUAAAUCUGUUGUUGGAAAUGUCUGGUGGGGGAUGUAGCAUAGUUUGGUUCAGAAGAGAUCUAAGGGUAGAGGAUAAUUCAGCACUGACAGCGGGGAUGAGAGCAGGAGCUGUGGUGGCAGUUUUUAUAUGGGCGCCUGAAGAAGAAGGUCAAUACCAGCCAGGAAGGGUUUCCAGAUGGUGGCUCAAACACAGUUUGGCUCAACUUGAUUCUUCUUUGAGGAACCUUGGCAUUUCUCUUGUCACCAAGCGAUCCACUGAUUGUGUUUCUUCUCUCCUGGAGGUUAUCAAUUCCACUGGAGCCUCUCAACUCUUUUUUAACCACUUAUACGAUCCUCUAUCACUUAUCAGGGAUCAACGGGUGAAGGAGGUGCUGACUGCUCAAGGCAUAGCCGUACGUUCCUUCAAUGCAGAUUUACUGUACGAACCAUGGGAAGUGAAUGAUGAACAUGGCCAGCCAUUCACAACUUUUUCUGCUUUUUGGGAAAGAUGCCUCAGCAUGCCUUAUGACCCGGAGGCACCUCUUCUGCCGCCUAAAAGAAUUAUUGCAGGUGAUGUAUCGAGGUGCUCUUCUGAUACACUGGUUUUUGAAGAUGAAUCAGAGAAGGCAAGCAAUGCACUUCUUGCCCGAGCAUGGUCACCUGGAUGGAGCAAUGCAAACAAGGCUUUAACUGCAUUCAUAAAUGGCCCAUUGAUCGAGUACUCAAAAAAUCGCAGGAAAGUUGACAGUGCCACAACCUCAUUUCUUUCCCCACAUUUGCACUUUGGAGAGGUGAGUGUGAAAAAGGUCUUCCAUCUGGUCCGAAUUAAGCAAGUUUUAUGGGCCAAUGAAGGGAACAAGGCUGGUGAAGAGAGCGUCAAUUUAUUUCUCAAGUCUAUUGGUCUGAGAGAGUAUUCAAGGUACAUCAGUUUCAACCAUCCCUAUAGUCAUGAAAGGCCUCUUCUAGGCCAUCUCAGGUUCUUUCCAUGGGUCGUAAAUGAAAGCUACUUCAAGGCAUGGCGACAAGGAAGAACCGGGUACCCCUUAGUAGAUGCUGGGAUGAGAGAGUUGUGGGCCACUGGUUGGCUGCAUGAUCGAGUACGUGUUGUUGUUUCUAGUUUCUUUGUGAAGGUUUUGCAGCUUCCCUGGAGAUGGGGGAUGAAAUAUUUCUGGGACACUCUCUUAGAUGCGGAUCUUGAGAGUGAUGCUCUUGGUUGGCAGUACAUAUCUGGUACUCUCCCUGAUGGCCGUCCAUUUGACCAAAUAGAUAACCCACAGUUCCAGGGAUACAAAUUUGAUCCAAAUGGAGAAUAUGUACGGCGUUGGCUUCCUGAACUUGCCAGAAUACCCACUGAAUGGAUUCAUCACCCAUGGAACGCACCAGAACCUGUGUUACAAGCUGCUGGAAUUGAACUAGGGUCAAAUUAUCCUCUCCCUAUUGUUGGAAUAGAUGCUGCAAAAGCCAGAUUGGAAGAAGCACUAACAGAAAUGUGGCAACAAGAAGCAUCUGCAAGAGCUGCCAUUGAAAAUGGAACUGAAGAAGGACUUGGAGACUCCUCUGAUGCAAUUCCUAUUGCCUUUCCUCAAGACAUACAGAUGGAGGAAAGUCAUGAACCUGCUAGACACAAUGCCCCUCCUGUUGCUCGCCCCUACGAGGAUCAGAUGGUCCCAAGCAUCACUUCUUCCCUUUUUAGAGCGGAAGAGGAAGAAACUUCUUCAGAUCUUCGAAAUACAACAGGAGAUAGCAGGGCUGAAGUGCCAAUCAAUGCAAAUAUACGUCAAAAUGCAAGGGCAAGAGAAACAUUGAACCAACGGAUGUUGCAGGCUGUCCAAGGAAAUACCCUAGUACAGAAUACUGCAGUGGAACUGAGAAAUGAUGCUGAAGAUUCUACAGCAGAAUCUUCAAGUAGUGGUAGUAGAAGAGAAAGGGAUGGAGGUGUAGUUCCAGUAUGGUCUCCUCCAGCUUCUAGUUACUCAGACCAAAUUGUAGGAGAUGAAAAUGGCAGAGGAGCUGGUACAUCCUACUUGCAGAGGCAUCCUCAAUCUCACCAGCUUAUGAAUUGGAGGCAGCUACCUCAGACUGGGUAAUCCAUAUCGGAUUUAAGCAGAGUAGCAGAGUUGGAGAAUUCAGCCGCGGCUCACGUUUUGGGAAACUGGGAUGAUGAAGCUUCAUUAGGCAGGCAUCUGAAGUGUACACUCACUACCCCUCUCGGCAGUCUUGACAUGAUUAACGGCUGGCUUCAAAUGUAUAUGAAAUUUUUAAUUCAUGCGGGCAGAUCAUCUCCUGCCGCUUUUGCUUUCUUGUAAAAUAUGUGUAGCUUAAACCGUCAUAGGACGUCUAUCCCUUGAGAAACAGAGGUUUAUGCUCGUCAUUUUUCUAUCAAGGUAUGCACAGCCAUUAGUGAAUAA